Molecule: messenger RNA, 5625 nt
Organism: Mastomys coucha (southern multimammate mouse)
Lineage: Eukaryota; Metazoa; Chordata; Mammalia; Rodentia; Muridae
Gene: Taf3
Product: TATA-box binding protein associated factor 3
Exons: 6
Coding region: 1476-3809 (777 amino acids)
Cellular component (GO): transcription factor TFIID complex
Molecular function (GO): protein heterodimerization activity
Source: RefSeq, a predicted model, not a curated record
UGUAUUUUGUUUAGAGAAAAGACCUUACUAAUAUAGUCCAUAGUAAGUAAUGAAGAGUUAUUUUCUCUUUGUGCCUUUGUUUGUUUGCUUUAAGAGAAUACACCUUUAGUAUAAAGGGAUCUUUACCAAUAUGAAAACAACAAACUUAUAGAGCUAUGGACUUAGCAUGAGAAUGCAGAUACAGGUUAAUUCUCUGUCCUAUGGGCACAGCUGUUCACCCUUCUGCUUUCAGUUGUGGCUUUUUGAUUUAGAGACCCUCUUUAUAAGUCCAAGUCUUAAGCAGCAUGUGUUGUUGAGAUAGUAGUACAUUUGGUGGAACGUAUACUUAGACAUUCGGAAUUCCUUUGUAAAAGUUCUUUGUUAGUCAUAGAUUUGGGGUAAAUAACCCUAGUACAAUGAAGCCCAAGCAUUGCAGCUCUCAGCCUUCUGUGCAAGGGAGUGCUGACCUCACUGGAAAUGGCCUUCAUUGCCUCAGUUUUGCUACCUGAAGCCAGGUGUCUUCUAAUGACUAUGAUCACCUUGUGCAUUUCCGUAGCACGGGUUAGGCUCUGGGGUGUGACAGUGGUCAUGAGCAACCAAAGCCAUACAGGGAUCCUGUCCAGUACCCUAGGACUCCCCAGCAGUGCUCCAGUGCUGACAGACAUUGACCAUGGGUUUUACACCAUCUGCACUCUCUCCGGUUGUAUAUAGGUGUCCUCUUGUUGCCAUUGGUCUUGUAAGAGCAGACCUUCAUACAUGUACUCAUGUUCACACAGUUACUUCUCUACAAAGCAGUGGUGCCUCCCCAUGCCUUCUGGUCCCCAAUCCAUAUAUUUCCCAAACACCAUCUAUUCUGACCACCCAGGUCAUUAGAAUCAACUCCUUGCUGAUUAGCAUACCUCAUUUUCUACAAAUCCAUUACAUCACUGAUUGAGGAGCAGUGAGAUUAAUUACAAAGUAUUCACUUUACCAAAAACUUCCCUAAAAGCCAAUCUUUAUUAAUUAAUUACCAUUAUUGCUUAUUAAUUAACUUUUCCUACCACCUGACUUGAUAGACUUCAGUGUCUUCAAGAGCUGCCUGUAAUACCCUACGUCAACAUAUCAACAAUUACAUAAUGCUCUUUAAAGGAUCUAUAUGCUGUAAAAUAGUGUGAUCUAACUAAAUUAGCAAAGACCUAAACAAUAGACAUUCAUCUCCCAAACAUACAAAAUAGACAGCAAGUUUCAACACAAAACUUAACAAUAAAGUGUGAGCUUAGUAAAUGUGUUUUUAACAUCAAAUAGAUAUUUGUAUAUGUUUUCAAACAGAGAGAACAAGACAUCUUUGGUUUCUGGAGGCACUCAACAUCAGAUAUAUUAGCAACUGUUCAUUUAAAUGUAGUGCUAAUCAUUCUAAGGGAUCGUGUUGCUGUUGUGUUGGCAGAGUGAUGGGAUGGAAGCCCUGAGAGGAGGAAGAGGAGCAGGUGCCUACUGAUGGGGGCACCUCAGCAGAAGCCAUGCAGGUGCCCUUGGAAGAAGACGAUGAAAUGGAGGAAGAGGAAGUCAUCAAUGAUGAGAACUUCUUGGGUAAGAGGCCACUGGACAGUCCUGAAGUGGAAGAAAUGCCCGCCAUGAAGCGCCCACGACUCCUGAGUACUAAAGGGGACUCCCUAGAUGUUGUGUUGUUAGAAGCACGAGAACCUCUCAGCUCAAUAAAUCCACAGAAGAUCCCACCAAUGCUCUCUCCUGUGCACGUCCAGGACAGUACUGAUCUGGCCCCUCCAUCACCAGAGCCCCCCAUGCUUGCUCCAUUUGCAAAGUCACAACUACCAAUUGCAAAGCCAUUAGAAACAAAGUCAUUUACACCGAAAACAAAGACUAAAGCUAGCUCUCCGGGUCAGAAAGGUAAAUCACCCAAGGCUGCGCUAUCACCAGCAAGGCUUGGGAGUCCUAUUCGGUCACCAAAAGCCAUCCCUAAAGAAAAGAAGUCACCUGGACGCUCUAAGAGCCCCAAGAGUCCUAAGAGCCCCAAGACUGUAACUCAUGUUCCCCAAGCCCCUGUCAGACCUGAAACACCAAAUAGGACCCCUUCAGCUAUGGUGGUUGAAAAAACUGUUAAAGAGACCAUCCCAGUGAAACCAACACAGACUCCCCUGGAAGCUGGGAAAUUGAACAUUGAAAUGCAGCAGAAAAAGGGUAUGGUAACAGACAAAACCAUCGAUGACUCCAUCGAUGCUGUGAUCGCACGUGCCUGUGCAGAGCGGGAGCCAGACCCUUUCGAGUUUUCUUCCGGAUCAGAAUCGGAAGGAGACACUUUUACAAGUCCUAAGAGGAUUUCAGGGUCAGAGUGCACCACUCCAAAAGCUUCCACUUCCUCCAAUAACUUCACCAAGUCCCUCGCUACUCCUCUGCCUCUCUCUGGCGGAACCUCGAGUUCAGAUAACUCGUGGACAAUGGAUGCCUCUAUUGAUGAGGUGGUACGGAAGGCAAAGCUGGGAACCCCUUCCAACAUGCCUCCCACCUUCCCAUAUAUCUCUUCUCCCUCCAUUUCUCCUCCCACUCCCGAACCUCUGCACAAAGGGUGUGAGGAGAAAGCCAAGCUGCCCUCAUCUGUGGACGUAAAGAAGAAGUUGAAAAAAGAACUGAAGACUAAGUUGAAAAAGAAAGAAAAGCAGCGAGACAGAGAGAGGGAAAGAGAGAGAAACAAAGAAAGAAGCAAAGAGAAGGAUAAAAUGAGAGAGAGGGAGAAGGAGAAGGAGGCUGGAAAGGAAGUUAAGUACCCAUGGAAGGAGUUGAUGAAAGACGAAGAUUCUGAUCCCUAUAAGUUUAAAAUCAAAGAUUUUGAAGACAUUGAUGCAAAAGUGCGAUUGAAAGAUGGGAUCGUAAGGAGAGAGCGAGAGAAGCACAAGGACAAGAAGAAAGAUCGAGAAAGAGGCAAGCGGGAGAAAGAUAAGCGAGAAAGGGAAAAGCUUAAAGAAAAAAGCAGAGAAGACAAGAUAAAGGCCCCUUCCACACAGCUGGUGCUGCCCCCAAAAGAAAUGGGGCUGCCUUUGUUCAGCCCAUCAGCAGUGAGGGUCCCAGCCAUGCUGCCAGCCUUCUCGCCAAUGCUCCCAGAAAAACUGUUCGAGGAAAAAGAGAAGCCCAAGGAGAAAGAAAGGAAAAAGGACAAAAAGGAGAAGAAGAAGAAGAAAGAGAAGGAGAAGGAAAAGGAGAAGAAAGAAAGGGAGAGGGAGAAGGAGAAAAGGGAAAGAGAGAAGAGAGAGAAAGAAAAGGAGAAACACAAGCAUGAAAAAGUAAAAGUGGAGCCCGUCAUCCCAGCCCCAAGUCCAGUUAUUCCCAGGUUGACUCUGCGAGUUGGUGCUGGCCAGGACAAGAUUGUCAUCAGCAAGGUGGUGCCAGCCCCAGAGGCUAAGCCCGCUCCUUCUCUGAACAGACCUAAAACCCCACCUCCGGCCCAGGUCCCUAUUCCUGUACGAGUGAGCCCUACUCCCCUGCCGCCACCACUCCUCACCCAGGCUGCAGUGUGCCCAGCCCUGAUGCCAUCCCCAGCUCCAGCGCUCUCUGGAGCAGGGAGUGCCAAAGCCCCAGUGAGGAGCGUCGUGACAGAGACGGUCAGCACGUAUGUGAUCCGUGAUGAGUGGGGCAAUCAGAUCUGGAUCUGUCCAGGGUGCAACAAGCCUGAUGAUGGGAGCCCAAUGAUUGGCUGUGACGACUGUGACGAUUGGUACCACUGGCCCUGUGUGGGAAUCAUGGCUGCUCCCCCAGAAGAGAUGCAGUGGUUCUGCCCGAAGUGUGCCAACAAGAUAAAGAAAGACAAGAAGCACAAGAAGAGGAAGCACCGUGCGCACUGACGUCAGCGCGGGCAGGACUGCGGCCCUGCACCGGGUUGGGGCUGGCCUGGUCCUGCCAUUAGAGCGCAUCCCUCAGGCCCUGUGGACAACGCAUCCCCGAGGAGCAAGGACAAGAAUAGGCCAUCGCUCUGGAUGCCCCCUUCUGAAACACAUGGGCCUGAGCUCCCACAGCAUGUUGCUGAAGAAAAACUGCAGUGGAGGCCUGGCCCGAGGGCUGGCACCUCCAUCUGCCUAUUGCCAGUGACAAGUAUUAAUAAAGACACCACACAUCUGCCCUCUUGAUUUCCUUUCUUCUCUCCAGAACCUUUCAUUACGGUAUUAGAUAAGAAGGUAACGUACAAAUGCCUUGACUGUGAUCGAAGGGUGCAUCAUUAGCUACAGUUGGCAAGCCUGCUCCCUCCACAGUGAGAUAAUCAGAAAGAACACUCCAGUCAGAGGACUGGAAAUAUUUUUGUGAUGAGAGUAUAUGAAGCUCCCCCACCUCCCCCGACUUUUAUUACUAACGUGUAAAAUGUUCAGGCUUUUGUGAGAUACCUUAUAUUUUUUAAGAAAAGGGUUUCUAUCAUGUCCUGUCCACCUCUGUGCAAAUUCUUUUCCUUUGGCCUAUUUUAUAACUUGGUUGCAUUCUCAUUCCACUGUGUGAACUGCUGGAGUCCCUUCUUGCUGCGUGUGCAUCCCAUCGACUUGUAUAAAACUCUUGAUAAUAAGGAGAAUCCCCCUCACUGUAAAUAAUAAAUAUUUAUGAAGUAGUUAUUUUUAAAAUUUUUUUAUCGUGUUUAAUUCUGGCUUUCUCCGGAAUCCACUGCGAUUUCAGCCAUGUCUGUAAUUGCUGCUGUUCAUAGGAAAAGAAAAGAGAGAGAGAGAGAGGGACCCAGAGCCAUGUCCCCCGAGUGCACCGCCCACACGCCGGGCAAGGACCUCAGCAACCGGAAGGAAACAGGCAAUUGACAUCUCAAGUUGAUGGUUUGAAAUUGUUUGCUUUGUUUUAUAUUUUCUGUAAAUUCCUCUCACUUUUACUAAAAAGGACAUGUAGUUUCCACAAAAGUAAAAAAAGAAAAACUACUGUAGCAUUUUUGUGUUUAUAUUGUUUUAUUUCUACAGAUUUGUUCAUGGAUAUUGUGCUUUAAGGUUGAAAUGAAGUAUAUUAUGAAUUUUUUUAAGAAAACUCAUCAAAUUUCAGGGUAUCACAAGACUUUCUUAUAUUACUAUGCUGCCCACUAUUUAUUAUAUGUUAUAGAUAUCUGAGACAUAAACCAAAUGUUUUAUUUUUAAUGUAAAAAAACAUCAAAUUUAACUUUAUUAGCAUAUUUUAGUGACUUUGGAAUAACUAUGGACUUUUACUUGAUUUUGAAAUAAUCCCAAUUUGGGCAUGUGUGAAGUCUAUCUUGAAUAUGUUAGAAUGUGGAAUUUGAACCUAAUACAAAUAUAUGAAUAGAAAUGUGAUUUUUUUUUUUACUGCCAACUCAAUUGAUAUUAUUAGCAUUAUAAUUACUCCUAUUUUAAAACAUAUAAUGUGGUUUCAGAAAUGCGGUUCUCUGCCUUGGUGUUAAAUUGCAGAACAGUGGAAUGGAGCCAACCUGCGAAGAGUGUGGAAGUCACUACCCCCCUUGUUCUAGAAGCCAGAAAUUUCCGUCACCAUCACCCCCGUACCCCAAAAAGUAUCUAUGUUGAGAUGUGUCUUUUUUCUUUUUGAUUCAUUAGAGAUCAUCCUGAAUACUUUAUACAAUAUUUUCACAUGCACAAGUAUACCCAUUAGUGCUUUUUGGAGAAGACAAAGGGUGGGGGAAGUACAAAAUAAAGAUUAUUGGCUGGUUUU